CCUUCACAGUAAUCUUUACAAAAUGGCGACUGUUGUUGUUUUGCCGCAGGGUCAGUGAAUAAAUCCGUUUUUCAUUUCAAUAAUUUCCUGCACUAAUUUGCAGAAACAACAAUAAAAAAGCCCAGGCGUCCCGAGGGUCGGCUCCGUGUGGACUGAGAUGAAAGGUAAAGAGCGGUCGCCGAUUAAAAAACGCUCUCGGGCCUUGGACGAUAUACGAGACAGGGGAGGAUGCCAUCCGACCAGCAAGAAAAUGGGGGCUCUCUCUGUUUCCAGUGGGAGUAAUAAUGGAAAUAGCUCGACCAAAGGCGACGGCGGCUCGACGAGAAGGAGUCUGCUCGGUGAAAAAAGAGAUUUCGACAGUCAUAGUCGGACUGGAAAUAAUCACAGUUGUCAGUCUGCUGCCGCUAGCUCACUCGGUAAAAACCACAACCUGAGCCUGACGCUGGAUUUAGCCUCACCGAGGACCACUUCACGGGGGGAGCAGCGGGUGCAGCCGCCCAGCACCGAGAGUGAUUACAAAACCCUCAAAAUAAGCGACCUCGGCACCCAGCUGAGCGACGAAGACAUAGAGGACGGACUCUUUCAUGAAUUUAAAAAAUUCGGAGAUGUGAGCGUUAAGAUAAGCCGUAGCAACGACGAGCGGAUAGCGUUUGUGAAUUUCAGGAAGCCGGAGGACGCCAGAGCUGCUAAGCACGCCAGGGGACGGUUAGUGCUGUACGACCGCCCGCUGAAAAUUGAGGCAGUGUACAUUAACAGGAGGAGAAGCCGCUCCCCUGUGGAGAGAGACUUGUAUGGUGCAGCUCAAAGCCAUAGACAUUUGCAGAGACCCCUCUCGCCCACUGGGCUUGGAUACAGAGACUACCGGCUGCAGCAGCUGGCCUUAGGUCGGCUCCCCCCUCCCCCGCCGCCCCCUUUGCCCAGAGAACUGGAGCGGGACAGGGAGUUUGCCCUGUUUGAAGCCAGGGCACGCCCAGCUUUCAUUGCUGAGCGAGCAGCUUUUCGUGAGGAGGAUUUUAUAUCUCCAGAAGAUGACCAAAGAGCCAAUAGGACGUUGUUUUUAGGCAAUCUCGACAUAACUGUGACAGAAGCAGACCUGAGGAGAGCUUUUGACAGGUUUGGGGUCAUAACAGAAGUGGACAUUAAGAGACCCACACGGGGACAGACCAGCACAUAUGGAUUUCUGAAAUUCGAGAAUCUUGACAUGGCUCACCGCGCAAAGCUAAGUAUGUCUGGCAAAAUAGUAGGCCACAACGCCAUAAAGAUAGGCUAUGGGAAAGCAACUCCCAGCACACGCCUGUGGGUGGGUGGACUUGGACCCUGGGUUCCUGUGGCUGCCCUGGCAAGAGAGUUUGAUCGCUUUGGCACUAUAAGGAGCAUUGACUACAGAAAAGGGGAUACUUGGGCCUACAUUCAGUAUGAAAGUUUGGACGCUGCACAAGCAGCAUGCACACACAUGAGGGGCUUCCCACUGGGAGGACCAGAGAGAAGACUUAGAGUGGACUUUGCUGACAAUGAGCAUCGUUACCAGCAGCAGUUCCUGCAGCCUCUCCCAAUACCACCGUUUGACAUGGUGGCUGAGUCAUUUGUCCACCGUGCCACACCUGAACCUCUGAGGGUCAGGGAACGGACUCCACCGUCGCUUCACUUCAGGGAGAGAGAGCUCUUUCCUGGAACUGAGUGGCCCAACCCAGCUAUUCGUGAUCGGGUACGUGCCUCACCCUUUGAGCCUCUGGAGCACUUGGAACGUGAGCGGCGGGCACAAGAGCCCUGGUCUCUGGAACGAGAGCUGCAGGGACGAGAACCUGCACGCAAGCGGCGUGUAAUGGAGGACGGACGACAUAUAGACCACUCCCCUGACAGCACUGAGAGGACAGUAAGGCGUAGACGUGCUUCUCCAGAUGGCAGUCCUGGAGGUAGCAGCAGAGAUGGAGGCCGCUUCAGUGACUCAGAGCGCCCUCUGCGAGGUGAGAGGCCCUCCCCUGCACAAGAACGUCACAACAGCCUGGAAAAAGGUGGGGCUGAACGAAGACUCAAAAGCCAGAGUCUCUCUGACAAGGGACCUUCUAGCAGCAGCCUUUCAGCAGUUGGAGAGCGUAAGCGCAAAGCAGGCGAUGGUGGGAAGGGGCCAGCCAAGAGAGAACGUUCUGAGAGCAGUUUCAAGGGAGGCCAGCCGUCCAAACCAGAUGGCACCAAACUCAGUCUGGCCUGGCAUGGUAUGCUGCUGCUUAAGAACAGCAACUUCCCAGCCAACAUGCACCUGCUGGAGGGUGAUCACAGCGUAGCCAGCGACCUGCUUGUUGAGGGCACAACAGGGAGGCAGGUGAGCGAGCUAAAGAUCACCCAGCGUCUCCGUCUGGACCAGCCCAAGCUUGAUGAGGUGUCCCGGCGCAUCAAGGUGGCGGGUCCCGGUGGCUACGCCAUCCUGCUGGCAGUUCCUGGGACCACAGAGGAUUUAUCUUCAUCUGACCCUGCAGCCUCAACUCAGCGGCCGCUUCGCAACCUGGUGUCCUACCUCAACCAAAAACAAGCAGCUGGAGUCAUCAGCCUGCCUGUGGGAGGGAGCCGAGAUAAAGACAACACAGGAGUUCUUCAUGCUUUCCCUCCCUGUGAUUUCUCCCAGCAGUUUCUGGAUUCCUCUGCCAAAGCUCUGGCUAAAAGUGAAGAGGACUAUCUGGUCAUGAUUGUGGUUCGUGGAGCAUCUUAAAAAAAAAAAAUCAGAACACUAAAUUCAAGUGGUGUAAAGAAAAAAAGAAAGAAAAUCUGCUGUAUGUCACUAACUAUUGCAUGCUGUGUGUUCUGCAUCAUGGGGUACACUAGUAUGGUUCUUGAGUGUUUGUAUGAUGCCAUGUAAUCCACUAAAAGGACAGACCCUCCUACAUAACUAAAACGAUGUGUUUUUGAAAUUAUUUUUUAAAGGGUGUAUGAAUUGCUCACAAUCAGAAACCUGCAGUAAUUCAGUCAGAAUACAGUAAAACAGUAAAAUAUGAGGAGCAUCCGUUGAAUACAUUUUGAGUUUUAUUUAAGAAGAGAUGUCAUGAAGAAAAGUACUACAAGAAAAGCACUAGAGUAUUUAGAAAUGCAUUGAGUAUAUACAAUAACACCUCCAUUACAAUGAAACCACAAACAGUGGCCUCACAAGCCACACCUCCCUGACAGUGUUAACAAAAGCUAACAAAUUACAAGCUUAACAAAGGUCAUGUUUGUGUCCUGGCUAUUGUACUCUAUUGCCUUAGAUUGUAUAGGUGUUAUUGUGUAUACCACCUAUUCUGGCAUUGACAUUAUAAUCUGAAACGAUAUACACUUUUUGAUGGAUGGAGACAAAGAUGAGCAUGACAUUUUUGAAUUGAAGGUUUUCAGUAAGGGUGUAGUGAAUGAUUUGGUACUGCAGUCACAAAGCUAAUCAGGAGUAGGAACAUUUGAAAUGUCAACACACGUCGCGCAACUCUUCUCCAGCACACCACACUUGAUUCACCAGAUAUUUUCGGUUAUCUUGCCUUCAUCCUGAUGAAAACAUGAAAGCUUAUUCAGUUUGGUGAACGAGUGUGGUGUACUGAAGAAAAGUUACGCAAUGUGUUUUAGUUUUGAUGGACCGGAUUCACACAGGCCUGGCUGUGCGUGCUCUUAAAGUUGGAAAACAUUUUCAAGAUCAUUAGUUAAAGAGUCUCUAGCUUGUUUUAUGUUGUGAAUUCUGUUUGGAAAUUCUGUUCAGGUUCAUGGUUUGGAUUUGAGAGUAUCUUUUGUUAAUGUGUUUCGCAAUAUAGAAACACCAAAUUGCAAGAUAGACAACGAUAGACAGUGCAUGUCCACUGGUAAAACUAAACUGUAAUGUCAACUCUAUGUGGAAUGCUAAAUACUAACAGAUGUGAGAUUUUUGCCCAAGGAGCAGCCCAUAACACAAUGCGCAUAGCAUAGUAAAGUAAAUGCUAACAUGUUUUUCAUAUUUUUACUUCAUAUUUUAUGUUAUGCAUCCCUACCUUAGAAAUGGUUGUGUAAUGUGAUCUAUGAAAAACUACAGUAGUAAUGGAUAAAAAAGCUUAGAGAGUUUUGUGUUGUUUCAUUUUUUGCUCUGAAACCAGUAGGACCUCCAAGAAUAAUAAUAUUCAGUAUCAGUGAAAUGUUGGUACAAAGUAACAAAAACCUGCUAUUUGUUCAGUAAGUAGGUCUGUGUAAGUUUUAAAGUUUUAGAAAUACUUUUAACAAUUCAUGUUUGAAUUUAAAGUUUAGAGGUAUACAUUUGACAAUAUUUUACUCAUGCCUGCCAACAUGUUCCCAAGGCCUACUUACCGUAUUUUGUUUUGCCAUUGUAUGUUUGUCAUGCAAUAGUAAUCCACCCUGAAUUAUUAUUUGCUGAGUUUGGUUUAAAAUGUAUUGGGAAAAAAAUGAAUACGUCAGAAAAAUGUUAUGUGUGAACAUCAAACCCACUUCAGCGUUGGACUCAUGUGGAGAUGAGUGCAGAGCUGAAAGCCUCUGCAGAGAUGUUUGUGAGUCCUCACUAAUGAGGCAACUUUUAAGUUGUGUAUCCCAUCUGCACCUGUGAUGACUUCUGUUUUAAAUGGAAAAUUGAGCAAUGUACACUUUGAUGUCAUGGGAAAGGAAAGUCCAUAGAGCCCAUGCGAAGCUGUUCACAUACCUGCAAGUGCGUUUGGGCACUUAAUGUGACCGAUUAUCAAUAAAUUGUUCAUUUUAAGGGAAACCUGUUUCUUCGAUGGAAGUGAAUUGAAGAAACACACUGCCAUACCUUAUUGUGUUUCGAAGGAGUUGUCACUUGAAAUUUUGUUUCUGCACACGAAAAGGGAGACAAUUUGCAGUUUGUUUAGCAGCAGUGAAGAGAGACCCCCGUAUCGCGUGAGGAUCGCUGUUUGCUUACAGGCCUGUUCUGAGCUCCUAAGUUGGCCAUCAUAAUUUACUCCCCCCAUGAUCCCCCCGUUAUACCCUCAACGUUUCCUGUUGGCAUGUGAACACCUGAUCAGGAUCAAGGAGCCUCCGCUGCCUCUACUUUACAGCCAGUUGCAGUGUGAAACUGCAACUGGCAGAUGCAGCGGUGCAGUUCGGGAGUCGAGGGCGGGAGCAAACAGCAGCACGUGCCAGUAUCCUGUUGUCUUCCCUGCUCAUUACUCUAAAGGUUUUCAUGUGCAUUGUUCCUGGUUCUGAGUAGGAGCUGAGGAAAUCCCAUCACCGGCCGUCACACACUCCACUCGGGAGAUUGUGGGUGACACCACUCUGAAAUUUCCAUAGCAUCUACAGUUCAAGCUGUCUCACUGCAGAGGCCAAGCUGAACCACUGGGCUGAUUUGUCUUUAUUAUACUUGCCCAGUUAUGAUUUGAUUUGACUUAAUGUUUGGCUCAGGGAAGAGGAUUGGCCCUAACCUCAGCUAGGAAUAUUGUUUGCCCCCGUCUUUGUGUUCUCCUCUGAUUGAACCCUCUCCGAGGAGAAGAGUGAAGACUUGUGUUUGCUGUGCUGAAGCUGUAUUCCAUCAUCAUCCGAGUUCUGCUGCAGCAUGGAAAUGAAACACGAACAGGCUAAAUUGUUUACCCUUUUUUGACACCGCUGGAAGGAAUCCACACUGCGGACCCCACAUCCUCCCCCAAAUUCUUCUAGGAGACCUGUUUAUUUUGCCAAUGCCCUUUUUAUGAGUUUAAGGCCACUUUACACAGGAAAGAAAGUUUUCCAUUUCCUCCUACCAUCAAUUUUAGUCAUAGUUGUGAGAAAACAAAUGCUGUGUUCUGUGCUGAGAAGGAACCCUUACUUCACUAGAGAAACAUUGCCAUCUUGAGGACCAUGGAGCUCCUGCUCUCCUCUCGCAGGCUACCUGACACACUCAUGCACACCAGACACCAAGGACAGAGCUGGUAUCACUGUACGACCACUGUAUUAAAAACAACAUGAGGGUGAGUAAGGAGAAAAGGUGCUGCCUGCCUGGUCUGUAUCGGUGGCUUAGGCAGCAGUGGUAAGUAUAAAGUGUCAACACCACGUUUUACAAUAUCAAAUGCAAACCGGCACACUAGUUUUCAGCCAAAGUCAUUACUGAGGUUAUUUACACAGACGGCAAUUGGCAUAAAUCCAAAUGUGUAAGAUAACAGGACCAUUUACUGCCCACAGUAACCCAUUGCACAUAAUGCUGCUCCCAUCAGCACCUUGGGAAUCGACAAAACAAAAUGAUAAUUUGUCUUAAAUAGAGAACAUUUUAAAACCCAAAUGUAUACUUGUGGUAAUAUACUCAUGCAGAGGUGUGUGUUUACGUUCAUUGAAAAAUUGAUGUAAAAGGUUGAAUUUUACAGUUAGGUUACUGCAUAAAUGCUGCACAUUCAGUUGUUUUUGCAGCCUUAUUAGAGAUGUAAAACCAAAUUGGGAUUACUAUCAUUCACUGGAAGAUUCAUCAUGUCAGUCAAUAUUAAUAUGAUCUAAUAUGGUCUGUGAGAAAACUGAUGUAGGCUCGGUUAUAAAAAACAAAACAAACUUUAAGCCACUAUUUCCUUUUCAAGACUUAUAUUCAUUCAUGUUGAACAUUGUCCUUAAGCCAUUUCUGAUCAUAGAUAAUGUUAUUGAUUUUAUAAAAGAAACCUCUAUUUGAUUAUUUCUUGCUCAAGCCUAAAGUAUUAAUAUCAGUUAGGCAAAUAUCAUUUAAAGGAAUUAUGACACAAGAAAAUGCCUGCUGGCACAAAAUUGUCUUUGCGUUAGGACAUGUUAAUGACUACAGGCCACAAAUGAUAACCUUCAGUUAAUGAAAUGGAGAACAUUAAUGUGAGAUAUAAAGAAGGCCCAGUCCUGGACUGUGUAAAUCUAUCACAUGCCACCAGUUAGCAAUCAAAAUGUAGCUUGUGAAAAUAAAAUCAAUCUGUGGCCAAUACUUGACUGUUUAAUCUGGCAGCCGGCACUUUACUGAUACCAGUAUGCUUUUUUACUCUGCUCCCAGUAUACUGAGGCUGUAUGAGCAGCUACAUGUGACAUUGUAAUACUGCCCCAGUGUUGAAAAAUGCAAAACCUGAGAGAUAUUCACUCAUCAAUAUAUCAAUAUAUUGAGCAGCAAUACGAUGCUUGGGAAGGUGUUCUGGAGUGUUUUGAGAUAUUAGCUUUUGUCUUGAUACACACUGUUAAGAAAAUAGGCCCAUUGGGGGGACCUAAAUCUGGAGAAAUUAAGUUUUAUAGUCUGGUCUCCUAUAAUCCUUUGUAAAGGUACCAAAUUAUAAUAUUGUGCCACUGUUGGUAAGACAUCUCAGCAUUUUGUAAUUGUAAACUGGUGUACAAUAUGGCAUUGUACAAUCACCACAGUUCCACACAUCUAAUGUCAUAAUAUUUGCUCAUGUAUUACUGUUAUGAUCUGAAAGAUCAUGUGAUUUACUUUUAGAACAGUAAUCUGCAAAAGCCACGUGUCAACUUCAAUAGCCCACAUGAUUAUGUCCAUGCUGACUCCAGUGCAGUUCAUUGCCGUAUGAAGCGCUCGCUUGAAAAUGUUGUUGAUCAGCCAUUAAAUGUUUAGUUAACUUGCAACAUGCAUUUCCAAAUCAUUUACACUGUAAACUUCUGACAAGAUUACAAAAUGUUUUUAUGUUUCCAAUACAGAGUUCCACUGGACAAAAACAGCAGUUGUUGCAUCCGCUUGUUUCCAGGCCGCCAGUAAACACCAUCAGGUGUCAUCUACUGUGAGUUACCUGUUUGCUUUGAUUGACCGCACUUUAACAAUCUGAAAUGACUUAAAAUGUGGAACCCUUUUUUUUUUCAAAAGUGAAAUAAUUACAAGAAUUUGUUGUCUAUGUAGUAUAGGCCCCUAUAAGUUUAAAGUCUGUAUAAAGCUCAAAUAUACUGAGAAAUCAUGAGCACUGUGUUAGGGAUGUAAGUUCAAUGAUUUUCCUCUCAGCAGAGUGAUGUGAUGAAGAGGAUGUCCUAUUUGAUUCUGUGAUUAGGUGACUGAGUGGGAUCAAUGAUUUUAUGUGUAGUGUUGGAGCCCCCCCCCAAAGAGACUCUGACCUCAAAGGGACUCAGACCUUUACAUGCCAACUCACAACUGUUUACUUUAUCUAACGUACCCCUUAUAAACCAUGUACUUGCUGCAGCAAGUCAGAGUGCAUAUUGGCUUUGUAUUCUCUGGGUUCUGCAGCACUCGUCAUUGAUGCUGGAAACUUGAUGUAAUAAAACCUUUAUGAUCAA
Molecule: messenger RNA, 8145 nt
Organism: Perca fluviatilis (European perch)
Lineage: Eukaryota; Metazoa; Chordata; Actinopteri; Perciformes; Percidae
Gene: rbm15
Product: RNA binding motif protein 15
Exons: 1
Coding region: 158-2704 (848 amino acids)
Biological process (GO): regulation of alternative mRNA splicing, via spliceosome
Cellular component (GO): nucleus
Molecular function (GO): mRNA binding
Source: RefSeq, a predicted model, not a curated record